GUCGUUUUAAUCUCCAUUAAUAUUCUCGGUAGUCAACCCAAGCCGGCCCUCCAGAUUUUGAUCAGCCAAGACUCGUAGAGACUCUGCAUCAAUUUUCAGUUGAAGAAGAAGAAGAGAAAAUGGGAGGAUUUCUCUCAAGCUUACUCGGACCAGGAGAAGCGAAUGCUGACGACUCUUCCUCAUCGUCCGAUCAGUCAUCCGUUCUCGCGUUUCAUUCAACGGCCAGAUGGCAGCUUCAUUUCAACGAAGCCAAAGAAUCAAACAAGCUGAUUGUCAUCGAUUUCACUGCUACCUGGUGCGGUCCUUGCAAGAUGAUGGCGCCGAUCUUCAGCGCUCUCUCUACUAAGUUCACCGCCGCUGAUUUUGUGAAGAUCGAUGUCGACGAGUUAUCCGAAGUAGCGCAGGAAUUCGGUGUGCAGGCGAUGCCGACUUUCGUUUUUGUGAAGAAAGGAAAGGAAGUGGACAGGGUUGUCGGAGCUAAGAAAGAUGAACUUGAGAAGAAGGUUCAGAAACACCUCUAAAUUCCAAGCCAUAGAGGAUCUCUUCCUUCUGGUUAGCUCUGAUCCUCGCUUCGAACUUUGUAUGGUGUUUCUUUUUUCUUCUUCUUCUCGUAUUCGGAUUGAAAAUGAAAUUUCCAGUUUCGUACAUGAAAUUGAAACUUACAGAGAUAUUUCAAAAUUUAGAUUCGAUAAUUGUUGUUGUAUAAUGUAUAUUACCAAGUAUUAAUACGUUGCAAUGUUUGUUUAACAAUUCUAUCAAUAAUUCAACAUAAACACCAUAA
Messenger RNA from Cannabis sativa, 781 nucleotides. Its product is annotated as thioredoxin H2. The coding region runs from base 120 to 521 and encodes 133 amino acids. The transcript is spliced from 3 exons. Gene Ontology annotation, molecular function: protein-disulfide reductase activity. The record is from RefSeq and is a predicted model, not a curated record. NCBI's taxonomy places the organism in Eukaryota, Viridiplantae, Streptophyta, Magnoliopsida, Rosales, Cannabaceae.